GAAGCCAGGGAGUGCUAUGGCUAAGUGCAUGGCCCAUGGCCUCUGAAACUAGCCAGGCUUAAGUUGGCCUUGGACCUACCUACCAUUGACUAGCUGUGUGAUUUUGAGUAAGUUAUAGACUUUCUAGAUAUACCUGUUUCCUUACGUAUAAAGCAGCGUAACUUAACAGGCUUUUUGACAGCGUUGUUUAAUUCAAGUGCCCUGCCAGAUACCGGCCAGGGUGUUGGAAGAUCACUGCUAGGGGUAGUGGCUCUGUCCUCACAGAGCUUACAGCCUGGUGGGAUCAGAUGAUGGGACAGGGUAUCACUGCCCAGUUACUGAUGGACCACAGUCCUAACCGUGCGCAUGUGCACACAACCCAACACUUAAGAAGUUUUGUGUGUAUUGUUGGAAGUGGAUUGCAGCUUCUCCUGCAUGCUAAGCAUAGGUUUUACCACUGAGCUCCAUACACCCUUAGGCCUUCACACAAGUCUUUUGAUGGGAUCCCAUUUCACAGAAGGUGCCAUAUGUCACUGCCACUCUACAGACUAACUAACCCGGAGGAGGGUAGGGACCUGCAAGGAAUAAACUCCCGAUGUUGCUAGCCCUAGAGCCAACGCUAGGCUGAGCUGACUCGGGCAGGUAGUUAAGGUCCUCGGCCACGCAUGCGCAGCACUCUUGUCCCGCCCUCCUGCCCGGGGGCGCGGACUGGUGGAUUCAGAUCACGUGGGCACGCCUCGCCUCUUCCUCGCUGCAGGGGGUCCUCCCGCUGGCUUGUUUCCGGUUCUGCAGGUUCACGAUGACCGAGCCCGGCGCCUCUCCGGAGGACCCCUGGGUCAAGGUGGAGUAUACCUACAGUGACAACAGCCUGGAUCCUGGGCUUUUUGUAGAAAGCACCCGCAAGGGGAGUGUAGUGUCCAGAGCUAAUAGCAUCGGUUCCACCAGUGCCUCUUCCGUCCCCAAUACAGAUGACGAGGACAGUGACUACCACCAGGAGUCCUACAAGGAGUCCUACAAAGACCGGUGGCGGCGAGCACACACUCAGGCAGAGCAGAAGAGGAGGGAUGCCAUCAAGAGAGGCUAUGAUGACCUUCAAACCAUCGUCCCCACCUGCCAGCAGCAGGACUUCUCCAUUGGCUCCCAAAAGCUCAGCAAAGCCAUCGUUCUACAGAAGACCAUUGAUUACAUCCAGUUUUUGCACAAGGAGAAGAAAAAGCAGGAGGAGGAGGUGUCCACACUACGAAAGGAUGUCACGGCUCUAAAGAUAAUGAAAGUGAACUAUGAGCAGAUUGUGAAGGCACACCAGGACAACCCCCACGAAGGGAAGGACCAGGUCUCUGACCAGGUCAAGUUCAACGUGUUUCAAGGCAUCAUGGACUCCCUGUUCCAGUCUUUCAAUGCCUCCAUCUCUGUGGCCAGCUUCCAGGAGCUGUCAGCUUGUGUCUUCAGCUGGAUUGAGGAGCACUGUAAGCCUCAGACCCUACGAGAGAUCGUGAUUGGGGUCCUGCAUCAGUUGAAAAACCAGCUGUACUGAUGGUUCCUGGAAACCUGCAGAGCAGCUAACAAGAGGCUUUUGAGUCUACUAUUUGACCAUGGACCUGCCGGGCCUAUAAGACUGGACUGCAACACCUCACACCGAUCAGCUGGUUUUCUACUUGGUGUUUGGUUUUCCUAGCCCCACUUCAUUUUCAGUGGGACUGGGAGUGUUUGUUUUGUGAAAGCUUCUGAUUAAUUUAUUAUAUUGACAACAAAGUCAACCCUACCCAGUCUUCUUCCCCUUCCCAACAGAAGUCCUCAGGACAGGAGUCUUUUCUGGGUACCCCCCAAGAGCUCCUGGCCUCUCAGCCCUUUCUCUACACCUUGGGUUUUUGCUCAUGAUCUAUAUAUAUUUGGAAACUAUUUGCCUCUGUUUUGGUCUCUGGGCAACAUCUGGCUCAAGUUUGGACAUUUUGGCAAUAGUUGGGUGGGAGAAAAGGAGUGGGAGGAAAUAGACCCACAGUCAUACAGGAUGAAAGACCACUUGUGCCUAGAUUAGGGCUGUCUGGCCAGAAUGAAGUAAGGCUAGGGCUUUUUGGCCAGCUCAGGGCAGGUAUACUAGGUUCCUACUGUAACCUCAUGUUCUAUCACCUCCUUCCUCCUUGCCAUGGGUAUUAACGGUAAGCAACUUCCCUGUCUACUUUUGCCCUGUUCCCACAGGCAGUAGCACUGCAUGGCAAAGGCAGGUGUGACAUAGCACUACAUAAUUGAAAUUUUUUAUUUUUCUAAACACCAACAAUGCAGUUUUGCUACAUUUACAAUUUUGGGAAAUUAGCUGGUCCUCAAAACCACCCCAUCCUUUCUGUUCAGGAUACCUGGGUCUCUACCAUUUCCCAGUGGUACCUGCAUUUCUCCCAGGACUUAGGGGUGGGGCAAAAAGGUACAGAAGAUACUCAGAAAGUCUCCUGGCAUUAGUCUUGGGUGAUGUCUUGGGCUUCUUAAAUACUAAUACAUAGUACCCACUCUACCUCCCAAGCUUCCUGCUACCUUACUCAGGUUUGCUAUCUGGGAGGUUUGAAUAUCCAGAGGAAAUUAAAUAUUUUUAUAUCAAAUUAUUACAAUAAAUAUUGCCAAAUGCUUUCCUUUGGAACUGUUCCAAGUCCUUGUGUUCAGCUCAAGCCACUGCAUUGUGGACAACAAAAUGGGCAUGACCAUCCCUUUCUAGACACUAGCAGUGAAUCCCUCCCUCCACCCAAUAUUCUGACCCAUGCCUCUCUUCUUUCUGCUAUGGGCUCAAGC
This is a messenger RNA of Castor canadensis (American beaver), 2754 nucleotides long. It is a transcript of the gene Mlx, whose product is annotated as MAX dimerization protein MLX. Gene Ontology annotation, molecular function: protein dimerization activity; DNA-binding transcription factor activity, RNA polymerase II-specific; RNA polymerase II cis-regulatory region sequence-specific DNA binding. The record is from RefSeq and is a predicted model, not a curated record. Gene Ontology annotation, biological process: regulation of transcription by RNA polymerase II. Lineage: Eukaryota; Metazoa; Chordata; Mammalia; Rodentia; Castoridae. Gene Ontology annotation, cellular component: nucleus.